Molecule: messenger RNA, 930 nt
Organism: Gigantopelta aegis
Lineage: Eukaryota; Metazoa; Mollusca; Gastropoda; Neomphalida; Peltospiridae
Product: orexin receptor type 2-like
Exons: 3
Coding region: 1-930 (309 amino acids)
Biological process (GO): G protein-coupled receptor signaling pathway
Cellular component (GO): membrane
Molecular function (GO): G protein-coupled receptor activity
Source: RefSeq, a predicted model, not a curated record
AUGGAAAACAUUUCUGACUACGAUCUUCUAAUGGGUAACUUCGAUCUGAGUUCACUGGGGAUUUCUGAGAAUUACACCAUCGAAGACUUCAUCAAGGUGACUACGGAGUACCGCAAGUCGGACCGGUGGUUCGACACAAAGACCGAACUGGCCCUCAUUCUGAGCUUCACCACCCUCAGUGUUCUCGGGCUGUCGGGUAACUGUCUCGUGUGCAUCGUCAUACUGCUACGGAAGACUUUCCAAUCGAGUAGAAACUGGUACAUCUUCAACCUCGCCGUGUCCGAUAUUCUCACGUGCAUUCUCUGUAAGCCUUUCGUCAUCAUCAGGAUGCUGAUGAAGAACUGGUACAUGGGCGAGUUCAUGUGCAAAGUCGUCCCUGCACUCCAGACGGUGUAUGUGUUUGUGUCCACGCUGACAAUCUUAGCCUUGUCCGUGGACCGGUACAAGGCAAUAUUAUACACGACAAACAGGUAUAAAAACAGUCGCGUAGUCAGGACGAUCAUUCCCAUCAUCUGGACGAUAUCUUUCGUCGUAGCUCUACCAACGUUUCUCACACACGAAGUCGAACCGAUCUUCUAUCCAUUACUAAGUGCAGUCCUGGAACAGUUGAAAAUAAGGUUUCCCAACAGUGACUUUCUGGAACACUACAAGGUGUUUGACAGAUCAUUCUGGCCGGAAGAUUGUGGUGGAAUUGUAGACUACCAUGGACAAGAAGACAUUAAGAUAAUGCUAACGUCAAGCGAGAUGGACCUCAGAGAAGAAGUGCAGAAGCUGCUGGAUGAGGACCCCAACCUGGAUGAGGACCAGGCUCACACGCUGAAGGCUGCAGCAUGUCUCCUUGCUGCUACUUCGGUCAAGAAGGCCAAGGCCAAAUCCAGGGAAAGGAGGGUCAGAAGAGAAAGAAAAAGGAGGAGUGUGUGGGUGAAAUAA